AUGAAGGUUGCCGCCGCCGCUUCUUCGCCGUUACCUGCGGGUCCCGGUGGUUCGUUGAAGGCGGUGAGACCCGGGGAGGCUGCUCGUUGUGGGCCGGGCCCAGGAGUGUCCCCAGGAGCGGCGGAGCAGGCGGCUGCCGCGCUGCUGUACGACAUGAAAGGCUGCUACUCGCGGCUGCGGGCGCUGGUGCCGACGCUGCCACGGCACGGGAGGGUCUCCAAAGUGGAGUUGCUGCAACACGUCAUUGACUACAUUUGGGACCUCCAGCUGGCUCUGCAGCGCGGGCCGUCCCGUCCCGUCCCCGCCAGUGACAACCCUGAGGCUCCGUGCAUCUCGGCUGCUGACCGGAUCCUGUGCCGCUGAGACUACUCCGGACCCUUCACCAACAGCCCCAGGACCCCCGGAGCACUGCGGCUUUUCUGUAUCCCGGGACCCCCGGGGCACAGCUGGGGCCGGCAGCUCUUCCCUGCCUGGGAGAAGCUGCCGGGGAGCCGCGGGCCGUAUCCUUCUCAGAUUUCUGAGAGCAUUCCCCGUAUUGUAUAUUACAAUGAUGCUGCCGAAUAUUGUUCUACAAUAG
Indicator indicator is the source of this 577-nucleotide messenger RNA. RefSeq names its product inhibitor of DNA binding 1 (gene ID1). The transcript has 2 exons. Gene Ontology annotation, biological process: negative regulation of transcription by RNA polymerase II; circadian regulation of gene expression; cell differentiation. Bases 1 to 363 code for a protein of 120 amino acids. Gene Ontology annotation, molecular function: protein dimerization activity; transcription regulator activity. The record is from RefSeq and is a predicted model, not a curated record. Gene Ontology annotation, cellular component: cytoplasm; nucleus. NCBI's taxonomy places the organism in Eukaryota, Metazoa, Chordata, Aves, Piciformes, Indicatoridae.